CCUGAUGGUGUGGCUAAUGUGAUUAGGUCCUAUGAUGGUGUCACUUGAAUAGAUAUGUGGACAGAGCUGGCAUCGGGCUUUGUUGCAAGAAUAGGUUCCUGGCUUAGUGUUUAUGUUGCAUGAUGUGCGGUUGCUGGUGAGUAUUUGCUUCAGGUUGGGAGGCUGUCUGUAAGCAAGGACUGCCCUGUCUCUCAAGAUCUGUGAGAGUGAGGGAUCAUCUUUCAGGAUAGGUUGUAGACCUCUGAUGAUGCGCUAGACAGGUUUUAGAUGGGGGCUCCAGGUGACCGGUAGUGGUGUUUGUUAUUUUCUUUGUUGGGCCUGUUCUGUAGUAGGUGGCUCUGGGUACUCUUCUGGCUCUGUCAAUCUGUUUUUUCCUUCAGCAGGGCUAAAAUUCAGAAUAACAUGAACUCACAGCUGGUGAUUCCUGGCUUGAUCAUCUUGGCCAUUAAACUUGUCGGAAUGUCCCUGUUCAUUGUAUAUUUUUCACAGAUCUUCUCCACUGAAGACGCAACAGAGAACUCUUGGUCUUCAACCAGCAGUGGAAGAACAGACUGCCCGAUACGGUGGACUUUUCAAAGGGGAAAAUGCUACUUCUUUUCUGUUCAGGAAAAGACUUGGAAUGCCAGUCAAAGAGCAUGUUCUGAAGCAAACUCUAGUUUAGUGAUCAUCAACAGCAAAGAGGAACUGGAGUUUCUCCAUAGUAACACAAAAGCUGAAGAUUACUUCAUUGGCUUGUCAGUUAGAGGAGCUGAAGGUAGAUGGAAAUGGAUUGACAACACAGAGCUUAACACAGACAUAUUUAUGAAACGUUUGAAUAGUGACACCUCUGCUUGUGUUGUAAUCGGAUUAACUGUCGUGGGUACUAUAUCUUGUUCUGUACCAAACCGGUGGAUCUGUGAAAAGAAAGCAUAACAGCUCCCUUGGACAGAGGAAGACUCUGGGGCUGUCACACACAGGCUAACUGGAACUUGGGUGGCACUGUUUAGUGGUUAGAGCAAGCCAUUCGGAGUCAGGAGACAGGUUUUCUUCUAUACUAUAUCGGCUGAAAGGCCUUGGCAUAGUUACUUUGGCUUUUUGUGCCUCAGUUUUCCCAUCUCUAGAAAAAGAAUAAUAGUAUCCACUUUUGCAAAGUAUACCCAUGAGCUCCUCAGAUGACAUGCACUCAGGGCCGGCGCUUGCAUUUAGGCGGCUUAGGCAAUCGCCUAGGGUGCCAACAUUAUUAGGGGGCGGCAUUUUGCUGGAGGGGGCGGCAGGCAGCUCCGGUGGAGCGGCCACAGUGGUGCCUGGGGAGAGUCCGCUGGUCCGCGGCUGCGGUCGACCUCCUGCAGGCACGACUGCGGCAGCUCCACUGGAGCCACAGGAGCAGCCGACCGUCCGUAGGCAGGACUGUGGAGCUGGGGGACCAGCGCGUGGGGCGGCAAAAUGGCCGUGCGCCUAGGGCGCUCAAACCCCUAGAGCCGGUCCUGCAUGCACUAUGGUGGUGCCAUGUACUGAUGUUAAUGCCCAUAUAAUGCUGUAUUCACACAACCUUAAGUAAAUCACUCCCAUAUAAAAUUGCAUAGAGGCUAAUUCUCUGUCUUACACACAUAUGCAGUCAGGGACAAACUUACCACUGACAUAAGCAGGUGCAAUUCUAUUAACUUCAUAUUAAAAUGCAGAGAAUCCUUGAAUUAAAAUAAGCAUGACAGAUAAAAAGUGGAGGCUGAAGAAGACAAAAGUGGUGUUGGAAAUGACAAUGGUUAAAAACACUGUUAUGUAGAAAGGUUUGGGGGUAGAGCAAGACCUGUGCACCUGGAAGACCCUGUUCAGACCAAGGACAUUAGAAUCCUUGGAACUGUUGAGAACAACACAAUUUUUCUGGAGGCCCUUUUUAAAAGCUAUGUAGCAGCUCAGCUAUAUUUAGCACUUUGAUAGAGCUUUAUGGGACUGAUUCUCUGCUCACUUUCACAGGAAUAACUUUAUUAAUGUCUUUGGAGUUACACCCGUUCAAAAUCAACCUGGCACCAGGAGUAAAAUCUUGACCCCCCACUGGAAUCAAUAGCAAAACUCUCACUGACUUCAAUAAGGUGAGGAUUUCACUCCUAAUCGUGUGAGAAACGCACAAACAUUAGCUAAUUAAAGAGAACACAGUUUCCUGUAGGUUGAAUACUGUUGUUACUGAUCACCACAAUGAAACACAUGGAAGGUACACCACAAAGGGAAGUACAACGCUUGACACACUUCCUGUGAUGUAUAAAACGGAAAAUUUUAAAUAGCAGGAGCUGUGGUGAGACACUAAGAUCGUAUUAUAGCUAGCACGAAUUGUUAAUGUUUCUGGACUUAAGCCUUGUGAUGCAACAGGGAAGUAAAAAAAUUGUAAAAAAAAAA
This is a messenger RNA of Gopherus flavomarginatus (Mexican gopher tortoise), 2367 nucleotides long. Its product is annotated as C-type lectin domain family 5 member A-like. Gene Ontology annotation, molecular function: virus receptor activity. Gene Ontology annotation, biological process: innate immune response. The transcript has 6 exons. The coding region runs from base 403 to 912 and encodes 169 amino acids. The record is from RefSeq and is a predicted model, not a curated record. Lineage: Eukaryota; Metazoa; Chordata; Testudines; Testudinidae.